Messenger RNA from Fusarium sp. VM40, 3141 nucleotides. The record is from the annotation of a GenBank genome assembly. Lineage: Eukaryota; Fungi; Ascomycota; Sordariomycetes; Hypocreales; Nectriaceae.
AUGAGUUUUGGGCUAACAACGACAAUUACCAGGUCCCUCCCAGCCCGUGAUGAACCACCUCAGAAACGCCGGCGCGUUGAACUUGAGCAACUUCCGCCGCGCAAAAGAGGAGUGAAGGAAUGCCUCCUCUACCAGGUGUCGCCUAUUGUGCAGAAGGCGGUUGCAGCUCUCUCGUUUGAUGCCUACCACGUCAAGGCCCUCGCGAUCAAAACUAUUACUAUACUUAGCACACGCAAGUCCUUCCGGCAACGAUGGGAUGAAACGGAUGGCUACCUUGAGCCGCAAGACCUAGAAGAUAUCGCGCUGCAGGCGCGUGAUGUCGUCCGUAAGCUUGCGCGUGGAUCAGAGUUCCGCACAAUACCCUCUUCGGAAGAACCAGAAACAGACCCAGACCCAGAACCUCGCCCGCGACCACAACUAGUACCACCACCACCACGACAGACAGUCGCGCGAGCGCAACAAACUGAAAGCCUAAAGCAACAAGAAACACCCAUAGCCUACGAUUUGCCUCCUACAAAACCACCACAGGCAUUCGAACUGCCUACCCCACAGCCACUGCAGGCCCUCGAACUACCUCAACAUGUCGAACGACAACCUUACAAACCCCGGGAGCGUCGAGAACCUAAACCGCAGAACCGAUUUUACCAACUUCAUAAACUUUCGCAUAGACCAUACCUUCCAGCUAGGGAUCGUGAGGCUAUCGAGAAUGGAACAAAGAACCCUGUGAAUAUCAGCACGGCUACCAGCACGGCUACCAGCACGGCUGCCAGCACGACGACUACCAGCACAAAUGCCAGCACAAAUGCCAGUACGAAGGCCAGCAAAGAUGCGGCUCCCAAGUCGGGCGUGUAUCACGUUGACUUUAGCCCCGAAGAGAUAGCCGAAAUCAUAGAGCAGAUCUCGUAUAUCGUGAACAAACGAUUGCCAGCUACUCGUGAAGAACUGAUGCGUCAGAUUGUCCAAGGAUCCCUCCCUGUCAUAGACGGACGAACUAAAGGUGACAUGAACGCCUUUGUGGCAGAUCUGUACGAAGGCUUGACUGCGGACAUACCGAGGGUGCUUUCAUACUCAGCCGAGCCUGUGAGCGAAGAGACCAAGCGACGGGAGGGGCAAUUAAGGAGAACUAGCAGGUUAUCGUCAUUGCUGAUGGCCCGAGAGAUGGAGGGCAACCGAGGGUUUCACCGUACACGACAGUAUCUGAACUUCCAAAACGAAUUUAAGACACUCCGCGAGGAUGACUUCCAGAUGGUAGCUGAGUUUAUCGGCUGUGCUGGCGAUAUUACCACAGGCGCAUGGAUUUCGAAUGAAAGCUUUCUCUGCGGCACUACCACUCACUCGGAUACCCACAAUCAACAAUAUAACAGGCCAGGGAACCUGCUUCUUUGCUCAACGGCCGAGGGUACACUGCGCGCCUUUCCUGACCAUCGAAUACCCCGCCCGCGGGUCGAGAAGGGAGAGAAUUCAACAGAUGCGAUGCGACGGAGCCAAGAACCUUGGCUUUACUCUUCUGUUGUGUCGUCUGAUUAUAGUGCGGAGAACGACCUAGCUUUUACUUCGAGUUUCGACAAGACGGUCAAGGUGUGGAAAGUUAAUUCAGAUGGACGUCAUAUGGAGGCUAUUGCAACAUGGCAACAUACUGCCAAUGUCAACUUCGUCACUGCAGCAAAAGACUCAUCCGGUCGGGUUGCUACGGCUGCAGACUCGCUGGCUGAUGCCGUGCGUGUUUAUACUGUUGAAAAGGGAAAUGAGGCCAAUAGCGCUUACCAGUCGUUCUCUUGCUCGCGGACUGACGCUGAGGGAUCUGACAAGUGGACGUACUUCCCAGCUACAAUGCAGUGGGGGCAAGCUAAGGGUUGCCAGCACUUGCUGUUGGUCGGAUACUCUCCUCGUAGCUUGACUGGCGAUGACCUAGAUAUCCCGGAGGACAAGAGGAAUUCCGGAGAGAUUAUCCUAUGGGAUGCGAACCAGGGCCAACGAAUCCCUGUGAUGACAGCUUCAACGGCCAACGUCUUUGAAGUCGCCUGGCAUCCUAUACUGCACCGCUUCCUUGUUGCCACCACACCUACAGUACAUGUGUCCCAAAGAAUCAAAACACAGGUCCACGUCUUCCAGCGCGAUAAGGAACGUCUAGGCGGCGAUGGAUAUACACAGUUCCAGGCACUAGACUGCUAUGCCUCUGACAUCAACGAACUCACCUUUGUGCCCAACUCGCUAGGGCAUGCCUUUGUUACUGCCGCUUGCACAGAUGGAAAGGUCUAUGUAUGGGAUACAGCGCGCGGUGAUAAGCCCAUCCACACCCUCAAACAUGGGAAACCUGCUGAAGAAUACCACGGAGAUCGCGAAAAAGAGGACACAGGUGUCAAAUUUACGGCAUGGAGCACUACUCUUGACCGUUUCUACACUGGUUCGAGCGACGGUGUCGUCAAGGUGUGGAAUGUACGUAGGCUCAAGAAACCUUUUGUACGUGAUAUUCUUACGGCUCAUGGGCCUAUCUCCUGGGGAGGGUUCUCUCUGGAUAAUUCCAAACUUGCUAUAGGCGAUGCGACCGGGCGCUGCUUCAUUCUAUCUGUGGAUGAGCGCGACGUACCGGAGUCACAUAUUAGGACUCUUCUGGUUAACACCCAGCUGCUCCGCCGUCCGAUGCCCCUCAUCCUACAUCCGGAACCGGCCCCACCCGGCACGGCGACCGACGACGAUGAGAUGCAAAUUGACUCGGAGGUCGAGGAUAAUGAAGAAAUGUAUUCCCGUCGUACCUACCUUGAUACCGGAUUACUUAGACUCACCGGUAACCCGGUCAUCGGCGCCGUGCAAGGCCCUCUAUAUCCAUCAAGCAAUCUGUUUCGCCGGGAGGCGCACCUCAACGAAGACCCCUCUGCGCCCCUCCUAGCCGAAUUCGAGCGGCUUCAGAAGGAUAGCGAAGCCGCCAGCAUUGGCAGACGGCGUAGAUCGCUGCGCCGUGUCAAGAACCCCUCGCUGCCCGAUGAACGCCUUAAACGCAUCCACAACGAGAAUACCAGCCGGGAUCUGGAUCUGGAGAGGUUGGAGCGCACUGAAGUAGACGACCUAGUGAGGGCCGGCGCGUUGCUGAGUAUCGAGGAGGAUUGGGGGUUUAGCUAUGAAGAGGCUGUGAGCUUUGAUUGA